AUGCCUAUGGCAUUAUCGGCGCUACCGAAGGCAUUUGGUCUACCGGCUGCUUCCGUGAAAGGUGUAUUCCCUCACCUUUUCAAUACCCCUGAAAACGUUGGUUACGUGGGACCGCUUCCCGCAGCAAAGUUUUACUCUCCGGAUACCAUGAGUAGCGGUGCGCGAGCAGAGUUUUACUUGUGGUACAAUGAGGCUGUAACGAACGAUCAAGUGUUUGACUUUGAUGCGGAAUUGCUGUCGUACUGCCGGUCGGACGUCGAUAUAUUGCGGCGCGCGUGCGUAGCAUUCAGGGACGUAUUUCUGGAAUGCGGCAGAGUGUGUCCCUUUACCGAAAGCAUGACAAUUGCCUCGGCUUGCUCGGCGGUGUUCCGUAAGAAUUUCUUAAAACCAGAGCGAAUAGGUAUCCUGCCACCGGGCGGCUAUCGACUUGCCGACGCCCAGUCUCGCAAGGCUCUGGAAUGGCUAGUCCUGAAGGAGCGUGAGCUGGGCAUUUACAUCAGGCAUGCCGGAAACGGGCGUGAGUUUCGGAUUCCGGAGACUGGUCGCAAGGUGGACGGAUACCAUGUCGCGGGUGACGGCACGCGGCACGUCUUCGAGUUCCACGGGUGCUUCUGGUACGGCUGUCGCGAAUGUUUGCGGAUCAACCGCGACAGACGUAACGUUAAUGGUGAGUCAUUGGACAAGCGUUACGAAGAAACUCGUGCGAAGACCCAGCGUAUGCGUGAACUGGGUUACCGCGUGACAGAGCAGUGGGAAUGCGUCUUUGAUCGAGGCUUGAGGGAGAACGAGGAGAUGAGGGAGUACGUGGCGACACACCCGCUGACCGCUGCCACUGCCACGAGCGAAGCGCUCAACCCGCGUGAUGCGUUCUACGGCGGUCGAACGGGGAACACUUCCCGAUACUACGAGGUGAAAACGGAUGCAGCGGGCAACGCGUGCGAGAAAAUACGAUACGUCGAUGUUUGUUCGUUGUAUCCGUUCAUCUGCAAGAAUGGAUGGUUCCCGGUUGGCCACCCGACGCUCUACGUUGGAGAGGAGUGUAAGCUCCUGACAGGGGCGAGCGGUUGCGACAUCACGCGAGUCGAGGGGAUGAUCAAAUGUCGAGUUUUACCGCCGCGCAAUCUUUAUCACCCUGUUUUACCGGUGCGCAUGCAUGACAAACUCAUGUUUGCUUUGUGCCGCUCAUGUUGUCAGAGUUUGCGUCAGGGCGAGUGUAGGCAUGAUGACGAGGCCGCGCGAGAAUUCGAGGGCACGUGGGUGUCCGUUGAAUUAAAAAAAGCUGUGGAGAUGGGCUAUAAGAUCAAGAGCAUUCGCGAAAUCUGGCAGUAUACGGUAACAUCUUUUGAUCCGACUACUCGUCAAGGUGGGCAUUUCGCCGACUACAUCGACACCUUCCUCAAAAUUAAGCAAGAGGCAAGCGGCUGGCCUGCUGAAUGCGAGGACGAGUCGGCUCAAAUGCGGUACCUCGACGAGUACGAACGUGUCGAGGGUAUACGGCUAGAUCGCGACCGUAUUGCAAAGAAUCCCGGUAUGCGAUCGGUCUCUAAAUUAUGCCCAAACUCAUUUUGGGGUAAGUUUGGACAACGUGAGAACCUGGUAAAAACGGAGGUUAUCAAGACGCGACAGCAGCUGCUCGAGCUUUUGACCAACCCUGAAGUCCAGGUGUCCGGUUUACUGCCUGUAAACGACGAUGUACUGUACGUGCGUUGGUCGCACGCGCAACACAGCGUUGAACCGUCAGCACUGGCGAACGUCGUGAUUGCCGCGUACACCACUGCUCAGGCUCGGCUGAAGCUCUACUCGUACCUCGAGAAGCUCGAUCGGCGCGUUCUCUACUACGAUACCGAUUCAGUGAUUUAUACCCGGAACCACCACCGACCAAACGCGUAUGAACCUCCUACGGGUAACUUCCUUGGCGAUCUAACGGACGAGUUGGAGCCUUACGGCCGUGGGAGCUUUAUACGGGCUUUUGUCUCUGGGGGACCAAAGUUCUACGCUUUCAUCGUCAAACGUCCGAAUGGUGAAGAGGUUGAAAUUUGCAAGGUGAAAGGUAUAACGCUAAAGCACACGGCGAGCUCAAAAAUUAACUUCGAGGCCAUCAAAGGGAUGGUGGUAGAAGCCGCUGCACCCAUCAAUUUGGAGUAUCGUGCUAUUCGCCGUACGGAACUGCACGCAGUGGUGACUCGCACCGAGUGCAAAACGUGCAAGCCAGGAUUCGCGAAAAGGCGUUGCUGCGUCGACAGUUUCGACACGCUGCCCUACGGUUACCGCGCUGGGUGA
Molecule: messenger RNA, 2280 nt
Organism: Diprion similis
Lineage: Eukaryota; Metazoa; Arthropoda; Insecta; Hymenoptera; Diprionidae
Exons: 1
Coding region: 1-2280 (759 amino acids)
Biological process (GO): DNA replication
Molecular function (GO): DNA-directed DNA polymerase activity; DNA binding; nucleotide binding
Source: RefSeq, a predicted model, not a curated record